AUGUCACGGCCAUCGACAACGAGGCCAACACUGACACCUCAAUUCUGCUUUAACCAGCGUGCGUUAAGAGACUUCCUCCGAAUUUCACGAUCAACAAUUGACGACUCCAUUACCCAAAACCUGAAUGCUCUUGUAACACCGGCGCGCAAAGGGUUUGACCCGGCUUCCACUACCGCCCGACAGACGGAUUUCGCCAACAAAACCCAGAUCGACCCGGAGAACUGCGAGAUAUUCAAAAACAAAGUACUGUUUCCCUCUUGGCAAGUACGUUCAGACGUGUUGAAUUAUUGCGCCGGUGUUGCUACCAGCCCAGACCCCGAAGAUCCCGACCUUGUGCUACGACAGGUUGAGUCAGCUAAAGAUAGAGAAAGACUCGUGGAUGAGCGGCUGGAUCCGUAUUCGGCGAGAUUCUUCCCCAGAGAGGCGCGGACAGAGUCGUUGGCCAUGCUAAUACGAAAUGAGCGAGGAGUGGAGACCAUCAUACGUUCUCGGACCUGGGGAAUGGUUACUGAACGAUGUGGCAAUUCCUUUGAAGGGUGGGAAGAUGCACUAAAUCGAUGGCGAGAACAACAGGAUCAGGGCAAAUGA
Coccidioides posadasii C735 delta SOWgp is the source of this 588-nucleotide messenger RNA. RefSeq lists its product as uncharacterized. Gene Ontology annotation, cellular component: mitochondrion; mitochondrial intermembrane space. The record is from RefSeq and is a predicted model, not a curated record. NCBI's taxonomy places the organism in Eukaryota, Fungi, Ascomycota, Eurotiomycetes, Onygenales, Onygenaceae.